Messenger RNA from Neurospora tetraspora, 1362 nucleotides. RefSeq lists its product as uncharacterized. Bases 1 to 1200 code for a protein of 399 amino acids. The transcript is spliced from 2 exons. Lineage: Eukaryota; Fungi; Ascomycota; Sordariomycetes; Sordariales; Sordariaceae. The record is from RefSeq and is a predicted model, not a curated record.
AUGGCCUGGAACAACAAAAAGGUGUGCUUUGAACCCCCCUUGCUCCCCCCAUGCCGACCAUCCGCCUUGGGCCGAAACAUCAUCGACCAAAUCAACACGGCUCCAGAUGACACCGUUCGCGCCGUCCUGCUCCAUCUCACCGCGGACUACGACCAAAGAUUCAUUAUCGAAAACCUUAUUUCGAAGCUUCCACUCGACGAGUCAGAGUUGCAGACUCCUGAGGAUAGGAGCAGUAAAAAACGGAAAGCCGAAACUCAAACACCCAAAGAUCACAGUCCAAAGAAGAGAAAGGCCACGCCGAAGCUGGAGAUCUGUCUCAAUUGUGAAGAAGUUUUCGAAGAGGGCGACACAUCCGAGUCAUGCCGCUAUCAUGUCGCAAUGCAAUUUGAUCCCGACGCCCCGUACUGGGAGACCCUGGGUCCUGGCUACCUUGUAGAAGACCGACCCAUUAACCGAAAGGUGCACAAGCGCGGAUACUGGUUUGGCUGUUGCUGUAAGCCCGGACUGUAUUACAGGCUGGGGUGCAGAUUUGGCAGACAUAGAGCUGCUGAUGGGAAGCGGCAAAAGGACCUUUAUGGCUGGAAAAGCUACGACGAAUUUCGAAACGCUAUGGUUGUACCAAAGCAAAAGGAGAUGGCCUCGUGGGAGGCUAAAUGCAUCGCUCUCCGAAGGGAAGCCUCAGAGGCAUUAGAGUCUGAUUCAGAUGCGGAAGAGUCGGACUCUGAUCCAUCUACAGAGGAGUCGGACUCUACUCCAGCUACGGAGGAGUCGGACUCUACUCCAGCCACGGAGGAACUAGCCGCCAAGAAAGCCACCACCCAGAGGCCAGACGUCUACGAUACCAAGGGGGAAGACGACCAUGGAGAGGAGGAAUACAGCUGGGUCGACGAGUAUGACAAAGAUGGCCAGGACUUUCCUGACUUUAUGCAACUGCUUCAGAAAAAAUUGCUUGCCGCGUUGAGGGCUCAAGAGAUCGCUAUCCGGGAAGCUUUCACUACCAGAGAGGCCUUUGAGGCCCAGCAGCCCCAGCUUGGACCUCUUUGGCCGAGCCAAACCUUGAUGGUGGAGAAGCCUACGAUGGAAUCGUGUACCAGUGGCCGGGACUCAAACGGUCUCAAACGAAAACGAGAACAAAGCCCAGGAACAGAGCGGAGGCAAAGAAAAAGAAUUGAUCAAGGACAGGCAGGAUCUGCACGCUAAGAAACUGAGCCCACAAGGGUUCAAGUUCGGGUGUUGUGGUGGGAAGCACAACUCGAAGGGCUGUGCGACCGGAACGCAUCGCGUUGAUGAGGCUUAACUUGGACCUGUUAAAGUGUUAUCACGCGGGGAAUGACGAUGGGUUGAAGACAUGUUGGCUACCUG